GUUUAUCUAAACAAAAGGUAAUUAAUUUCAAAAUUCGAUAAACCCUACUAUUUGACAUCUUCUACGAACGGGCACACCGGAGAAUCAGCUUCUCGUUCCGUACGAUGUCGGCGACACUCCGACGCCUCAUUCUUCUCACCUCCACAAAUCGCUCCCGUAAUCUAUCUCCGCCGUUUCUUUCCACCGCCGUGAACCACCUAUCUCUAUCAUUCUCUUCCGUCUCAUCUUCACCGGAAUCACACACUUCCCCUUCCCGGAUCCGAACCCGAACACCACUCGAAACUCAAUUCGAAACAUGGAUUCAGAAUCUAAAACCAGGAUUCACAAACUCCGACGUUGUGAUAGCGUUACGAGCUCAAUCCGAUCCAGAUCUAGCUCUCGACAUAUUCCGAUGGACAGCUCAACAACGAGGCUACAAACACAAUCACGAAGCUUACCACACUAUGAUCAAACAAGCAAUCACCGGAAAACGAAACAACUUCGUCGAAACGUUAAUCGAAGAAGUAAUCGCCGGAGCUUGUGAAAUGAGUGUUCCUCUCUACAAUUGCAUCAUCAGAUUCUGUUGUGGUCGUAAGUUUCUCUUCAAUAGAGCUUUCGAUGUUUAUAACAAAAUGCUUCGAUCAGAUGAUUCAAAGCCUGACCUUGAAACUUAUACUUUGCUACUAAGUUCAUUGCUUAAGAGAUUCAACAAAUUGAAUGUGUGUUAUGUGUAUCUACACGCCGUUAGAUCGUUAACGAAGCAGAUGAAAUCGAAUGGUGUGAUUCCGGAUACGUUUGUGUUGAAUAUGAUUAUCAAAGCUUAUGCAAAGUGUCUUGAGGUUGAUGAAGCUAUAAGAGUGUUUAAAGAGAUGGCUUUAUAUGGCUCUGAGCCUAAUGCUUAUACUUAUAGUUACUUAGUUAAAGGGGUUUGUGAGAAAGGUAGAGUUGGACAGGGUUUAGGGUUUUAUAAGGAGAUGCAAGUCAAAGGAAUGGUUCCGAAUGGGAGUUGUUAUAUGGUUUUGAUUUGUAGUUUGUCUAUGGAGAGGAGAUUGGAUGAAGCUGUUGAGGUUGUGUAUGAUAUGUUGGCGAAUUCGUUGUCUCCGGAUAUGUUGACGUAUAAUACGGUGUUGACGGAGUUGUGUAGGGGAGGUAGAGGGAGUGAAGCUCUUGAGAUGGUUGAGGAAUGGAAGAAACGGGAUCCGGUGAUGGGUGAAAGGAAUUACAGAACGUUGAUGGAUGAGGUUUAUUUUUUGAAUAAGGGAUGAUUGAUUGGGUUCUGUUUAUCUGAAAGGCGAUCAAUCGGCUAAGCUUAAGGGCUACAAGAUGGGGGGGGUUUGUUGCAAAGUCUGUGUUCUGCACUCUAGUUAGUGAACCCCAAAUCUCAGUAAUGAUCUGAAUCAUAAGGGUUAUCAAGUUUUGAGCUUCAAGAUUCUGUGUUCUUGAGAUACAUAACAGGUUGAAGCAUAGUGUGAUUGGAAGACUGAAGAUCUCAAGCCAUGAUAGCUUAGAGAUAUUCUGUAAUUGCAAUUUGAUUCAAGGAUUCAAAAUCAUGUUGUCUUUGUAUCAUGUUCUGUGUAAAUGAGGUCUUAUGACAAUCAAGGAUAUCAAUUGUUACUGACACUACUUGCAAACCAAAAGCUGUUCAGCAUGAUUCUUAACGCCCUUUUGUGUAUUAUUACUGUUGAUGCACAACUAUAACAUUUGCUGUUACAGGAUCUACAUUUUCAGACAGG
Molecule: messenger RNA, 1712 nt
Organism: Arabidopsis thaliana (thale cress)
Lineage: Eukaryota; Viridiplantae; Streptophyta; Magnoliopsida; Brassicales; Brassicaceae
Product: Tetratricopeptide repeat (TPR)-like superfamily protein
Exons: 1
Coding region: 105-1244 (379 amino acids)
Cellular component (GO): mitochondrion
Source: RefSeq, marked reviewed